AUGCUGUCGCAGAAGCAGGCGGAGGAAGCGAUCGUGCCCGGCUACAAUGAGACGGAACAGCUUGAAGGCAACGGCAAGGACGACGAAAGGGGAUUGGCCCUGGAGCGCGACGGCAAGGACCAGCCCCUGUUCAGCAUGAAGAGCAUCCUCUGGCACGGGGGCUCCGUCUACGACGCCUGGUUCAGCUGCGCCUCCAACCAGGUAAAAUACCUCCAUCCUCUCUCUCUCUCUCUCUCUCUCUCUAUCUCUCUCUCUGUUCGUUUCUCUCGUCGAUCUGCGUUUCGUCUUCGUCCAACUACACCUGCCCGCGAUAAUUAAUUUUGUUCUCCUGGUUUAUUGCAGGUGGCGCAGGUGCUGCUCACGCUGCCGUAUUCCUUCUCCCAGCUGGGGAUGCUGUCGGGCGUGCUACUGCAGGUCUUCUACGGUUUCAUGGGCAGCUGGACCGCCUACCUCAUCAGCGUCCUCUACGUAGAGUACCGCAGUCGCAAGGAGAAGGAAAACGUCAGCUUCAAGAACCACGUAAUCCAGGUUCAUCCGACAACCUCCUCUCCCCUGACCAUCCUCCGCAUCUCGAAGAAGUCGUCCUCCCUCAACUCCUCUCGUCUGAUGUCACCGAUCCAUGAAUUUCGAUGCCCAUACUGAUGAUGAUACUCUCUCCUGCGGGUGGCAGUGGUUCGAAGUGCUGGACGGGCUUCUGGGGCCCUACUGGAAGGCCAUCGGCCUCGCAUUCAACUGCACCUUCCUCCUCUUCGGCUCCGUCAUCCAGCUGAUCGCCUGCGCCAGGUACGCCGCCGCUCUCUGAUUGCGGGCUCAGUGUUUCAUCUAAAAAUGGGCGAUAACGCGGCGGCUCCGAUGGAGCAGCAAUAUCUACUACAUCAACGACCGGCUGGACAAGCGGACGUGGACGUACAUCUUCGGCGCCUGCUGCGCCACCACCGUCUUCAUCCCCUCCUUCCACAACUACCGCAUCUGGUCCUUCCUCGGCCUCGGCAUGACCACCUACACCGCUUGGUAUCUCACCGUCGCCGCCCUCGUCCACGGCCAGGUUCGUCCUUGUUCCCUCGAGGGCAUCAUUCCAUUCAUUAGAUUGGCAUCGGGUCAGAGGAGAGGCCGUACGACCGACAACAGCUGGGUCUGAUGCGUAAUGGACGGGGUGUGCCGGGUUCUACAGGUGCAGGGAGUGGAGCACUCGGCCCCGACAAAGCUGGUGCUCUACUUCACCGGCGCCACCAACAUCCUCUACACCUUCGGCGGCCACGCCGUGACAGUGUAAGUCCCUACACUUUUCCCCUUUAAGAAGCUCUCUGUAGCAGAGGCAGGGUAUUCCCCUCUCGACGGGGCGGCGGUAGCAACAGCGGCCGUCCGCGCCGCUGCAAUUCCCCCUUUUCGUCACGUUGCCGGGUCGUUAUCCGGCUCUGACCUGCCUUUUCUCCGCCGUUUCUCCUCGCUUCCAUUUGCAGCCUUUUGCUUUCCCGGUUGGUGCGCCGAGGCCCAAAAGCGUCUGUCUGAAAAGCAUUCUUACCUCUCUCUCUCUCUCUCUCUCACUCUAGGAACGUCCUGUUCCUGUUCGGUGGAGGGAAAUAUAUAAUAUAGAAAGGGGGGGGGAGGAGGGAGAACUUAAUGCUUCCUCCCGUAGUGGGGAGGGUGAAAGGAGACGAGCCUUUUGGACCGUGUGGUGGCCUCUUUAUGGUGUAGAGGACUUGGGUUCUUGUCUUCGUCCGUAGUCCGCUAGAGUGACGGGUUUUGACUUUCAGUUACUCCCAGCUGGAGUGACGCGCUUUGACUCGUUAUGGCGGGGCACACACCACCCGGCCCCACCGAUUAUAUUUCUCCCCCGAAGUUCAUGGGGGUUUGAUCACAGCCAGCUGGAUUGUCAGCCACCCGGCUGUUUCGUCUGUUUCUCCUCCUCUCCCGGUUAGAAUAGAACAGGAUAGCAUAGAAAAGAAAAGAAUAGAAUGGAAUGACCCACUCGGCGUUGAAUUGUUGAAGUCUGUUCUUUCUUGCUUGCUGGGUGUGGGGGGGGGGACGAGGAGCGGCUGACGUGAUCCGGAAACGGGUCGGUGGCGGUUUUUAAUGGCGGUGGCGCAGGGAGAUAAUGCACGCCAUGUGGAAGCCGCAGAAGUUCAAGUACAUCUACCUCCUGGCGACGCUGUACGUGUUCACGCUGACGCUGCCGUCGGCGGCGGCCAUGUACUGGGCCUUCGGGGACCAGCUGCUGAACCACUCCAACGCCUUCUCGCUGCUGCCCAAGACGGGCUUCCGCGAUGCCGCCGUGGUGCUGAUGCUCAUCCACCAGUUCAUAACCUUCGGGUUCGCCUGUACGCCGCUCUACUUCGUGUGGGAGAAGGCCGUCGGCAUGCACGACACCAAGAGCGUCUGCCUGCGCGCCCUCGUCCGCCUCCCCGUCGUCGUCCCUAUCUGGUUCCUCGCCAUCAUCUUCCCCUUCUUCGGCCCCAUCAACUCCGCCGUCGGCGCCCUCCUCGUCAGCUUCACCGUCUACAUCAUCCCCGCCCUCGCCCACAUGCUCACCUACCGCUCCGCCGCCGCCCGCCAGGUAACCACCGCUCCAAUUCCCCUAUUUAUCUUUUCUAUCUGUCUUCUCUAUUACGGCCGUCACCUCCGGCCACAAGUCCACUUGCCCGUCUCAUUCGCGAGGUCGCCGCCGCCGCCGCGGCGGACGGUCGGGCCCUGGACGAGGAUCAUGACCACCUCCCUCCCCGUAGCCGGCGACUUUGCCCACUCGCUCCGCUCAUUAAUGGCGGCGGGCCAUCCCCGCGAAUCCGUAAUCAUCACGGCCGCGAAGGCGGCGACGGUGAUGGGGAGGGGGUCGGUUAGUGGACGGAGGGGAUCCCCGUGGGGAGGCGGAGGUGGCGCCGCCCGUCCUCUUCUGUAGCUCGUCAGCGGGGCCGGGUCAAGGUGGGGGUGGCGCCGUCCCCCGCCACGUUGACCACUUGGCCGCCCCUAGACACACACGGGGCGAGUCUUUGCGGUGGGGUAGGGGAAGUAGACCCAGCAUGGCGCCGAGCUUGGCGUGAGUUAAGGUGGCCCGGCCCCGAAGUGCAAUCGCUUGUCGCUUGCUGUUAUGCUGGUGGUCCUGUCCUUCCCGACCUCAUGUGCUGCCCAGUCCAAAGCUCUCUCUCUCUGUCUCUCUCUAGCUAGAUAGUGACAUAGACUUCUGGUUCAUGCGCUGGAGGGGCCGCGGGUCGUUCUUAUUUCCCCGUCGUCAAACUGGCAGAAGGGUCCAGAGAGAAAGGGGGGGGUGUUGUGAAUGUAGUCAAGAGGGGUGUUUUUCAGGAAGGUGGGGACUUCGUUCCCCUUGAAGGCAGAAAGGACCACAAGAGGUGCUACCCGGAUGGAUGCCCGUACUCCGCAGGCCGCAGUGGCGGACUCAUGCGCAGAGGAGCCUCCACCGGCGGCCAGCGGAGGGGAAGGCAGGGAACGGCGGCGCAUUUAUGAGGAGAAAGGAGCGGUGGCCCCUUCACUUCCGCCGUGCCUGGCCGAUGAAAGCAACGCCUCCAAUUGAAUUCAUGAAUGCCCGUCGCCAUCCCGGGGCCGGUGGCCUCACACCUCUAAUGAACCCGGCAUUAAUAGUAUUAUUGUUAUAAUUACCGUCGCUGGUGAAUGAGGCCUGACUGACGUAACCACUCCGUCACACAGAAUGCGGCGGAGAAGCCACCCUUCUUCCUCCCCAGCUGGACGGCGAUGUACGUGCUCAACAUCUUCGUGGUGCUGUGGGUGUUCGUGGUCGGUUUCGGCUUCGGCGGCUGGGCCUCCAUGACCAACUUCAUCAGGCAGGUUGACAACUUCGGGCUCUUCGCCAAGUGCUACCAGUGCGCCAAGCCGCCCUCGCCCCCCUCCGCCGCGGCCGCCUCCCCUCUGCCGCCGCGCCACCACUGA
Messenger RNA from Spirodela intermedia, 3897 nucleotides. The record is from the annotation of a GenBank genome assembly. NCBI's taxonomy places the organism in Eukaryota, Viridiplantae, Streptophyta, Magnoliopsida, Alismatales, Araceae.